AUGGGUGACGCUGCCAUGAAAGAGUUUGGGGCAGCAGCUCCUUACCUAAGGAAGUCAGACAAGGAGCGUCUGGAGGCCCAGACACGUCCCUUUGACAUGAAGAAGGAAUGCUUUGUUCCUGAUACUGAGGAGGAGUAUGUCAAGGCAUCCAUUACCAGCCGUGAGGGGGACAAAGUCACUGCUCAGACAGCCAAAGGGAAGACGGUUACUGUGAAGGAGUGUGAUGUCCACCCUCAGAACCCGCCGAAGUUUGAUAAAAUUGAAGACAUGGCGAUGUUCACCUUUCUUCAUGAGCCCGCUGUGCUGUUUAACCUCAAAGAGCGUUAUGCAGCAUGGAUGAUCUAUACUUAUUCUGGGCUGUUCUGUGUGACUGUCAACCCAUACAAGUGGCUUCCAGUGUAUAACCACGAAGUGGUUCUUGCCUACAGAGGAAAGAAGAGGAGUGAAGCUCCUCCUCAUAUCUUCUCCAUCUCUGACAAUGCCUAUCAGUACAUGUUGACAGAUAGAGAAAAUCAGUCAAUUCUUAUCACUGGAGAAUCUGGUGCUGGGAAAACCGUCAACACCAAGAGAGUCAUCCAGUAUUUUGCAAGUAUCGCAGCUGGAGGUGGGAAGAAGGAAGGAAGCUCUGAGAAAAAGGGCACCCUGGAGGAUCAAAUUAUCCAGGCUAACCCUGCUUUGGAGGCUUUUGGAAAUGCCAAGACAAUUAGGAAUGACAACUCCUCCAGAUUUGGCAAAUUCAUCCGAAUUCACUUUGCGGCCAGUGGAAAGCUGGCCUCUGCUGAUAUUGAGACUUACCUGUUGGAGAAGUCCCGUGUCACUUUCCAGCUCAAAGCUGAGAGGGAUUACCACAUCUUCUACCAGAUUCUGUCUCAGAGGAAACCUGAGCUGCUGGAGAUGUUACUUAUCACCAACAACCCCUAUGAUUACGCCUUCAUCUCUCAAGGAGAGACGACAGUCGCCUCCAUCAAUGAUGCUGAAGAAUUAAUAGCAACAGACGAAGCCUUUGAUGUGCUGGGCUUCACUCAAGAAGAGAAGAACGGCAUUUACAAGCUGACUGGUGCCAUUAUGCAUUACGGUAACAUGAGGUUCAAGCAGAAGCAGAGAGAGGAGCAGGCCGAGGCCGAUGGCACUGAAGAUGCUGACAAAGUUGCAUAUCUGAUGGGAUUAAACUCUGCUGACCUCAUCAAGGGUCUCUGUCACCCAAGAGUUAAAGUGGGAAAUGAGUGGGUCACCAAGGGACAGAAUGUCCAGCAGGUGUACUACGCAAUCGGUGCAUUGUCUAAGUCAGUGUAUGAAAAGAUGUUCCUGUGGAUGGUGGUGAGAAUUAACCAAUCUCUGGACACCAAGCAGCCACGCCAGUACUUCAUUGGUGUACUGGACAUAGCUGGAUUUGAGAUUUUUGAUUUUAACACCUUUGAGCAGCUGUGCAUCAAUUUCACCAAUGAAAAACUGCAACAGUUUUUCAACCACCACAUGUUUGUGUUGGAACAAGAGGAGUACAAAAAAGAGGGGAUUGAAUGGACUUUCAUAGACUUUGGCAUGGAUUUGCAGGCUUGUAUAGACCUGAUUGAAAAGCCAAUGGGUAUCAUGUCCAUCCUUGAAGAGGAGUGCAUGUUCCCCAAGGCCAGCGAUUCCACCUUUAAAGCGAAGCUAUAUGACAACCAUCUGGGGAAAUCCAGCAACUUUCAGAAGCCCAGGAUUAUUAAAGGAAGACCAGAGGCCCAUUUCUCCCUGGUUCACUAUGCUGGUACUGUUGAUUAUAAUAUCAACAACUGGCUGGUGAAGAACAAGGACCCCCUGAAUGAGACUGUUGUUACACUAUACCAGAAGUCUAAUCUAAAACUUUUAGGCGUCCUAUUUGCAAAUUACGCGGGAGCUGAUGAUCCUAUUUCUUUAUUAGGUGAGGGUGGAAAGGGAGGGAAGAAGAAGGGUUCUUCCUUUCAGACAGUAUCUGCUUUGCACAGGGAGAACUUGAACAAGCUGAUGACCAACUUGAGGUCUACUCACCCUCACUUUGUACGCUGCAUCAUCCCCAACGAGUCCAAGAAUCCUGGGGCCAUGGAGAAUCCUCUGGUGAUGCACCAACUACGCUGUAACGGUGUGCUGGAGGGCAUCAGGAUCUGCAGAAAGGGUUUCCCCAACAGGAUCCUCUAUGGAGAUUUCAAACAGAGAUACCGCAUCCUGAAUCCUGCUGCAAUCCCAGAGGGCCAGUUCAUUGACAGCAGGAAAGGGGCUGAGAAACUACUUGGUUCUCUAGAUAUUGAUCAUAAUCAAUAUAAGUUUGGACACACAAAGGUAUUCUUCAAGGCUGGUCUCCUUGGGCAACUCGAGGAGAUGAGAGAUGACCGUCUGUCUCUCAUCAUCACUGGAAUUCAGGCUCGAUCAAGGGGUCUGCUGGCAAGAGUGGAAUUCCAGAAGAUUGUUGAACGAAGGGAUGCAUUACUGGUCAUCCAGUGGAACAUCCGUGCAUUCAUGGGAGUCAAGAAUUGGCCCUGGAUGAAGCUCUUCUUCAAGAUCAAACCUCUGCUAAGAUCUGCUGAGGCAGAGAAAGAGAUGGCUAACAUGAAGGAAGAAUUCCUCAAGUUGAAAGAAGCAUAUGCAAAGUCUGAGGCUCGUAGGAAGGAACUAGAGGAGAAAAUGGUCUCACUUCUCCAAGAGAAGAAUGACCUGCAGCUCCAUGUACAGGCUGAGCAAGAUAAUCUUGCAGAUGCUGAAGAGAGAUGUGAGGGGCUGAUAAAGAACAAGAUCCAAAUGGAGGCAAAAGCCAAAGAGUUGAGUGAGCGGCUGGAGGAUGAGGAGGAGAUGAAUGCUGAACUGACUGCUAAGAAGAGGAAGCUUGAAGAUGAGUGCUCUGAGUUGAAGAAAGACAUUGACGAUUUAGAGUUAACCCUAGCUAAGGUGGAAAAAGAGAAGCAUGCCACUGAGAAUAAGGUGAAGAACCUGGUCGAGGAAAUGGCUUCUCUUGAUGAAAUCAUUGCAAAGCUGACCAAAGAGAAGAAAGCCUUACAGGAAGCUCACCAGCAAACACUGGAUGACUUGCAGAGUGAGGAAGACAAAGUCAAUACUCUGACUAAAGCCAAGGCUAAGCUGGAGCAGCAAGUGGAUGAUCUUGAAGGUUCGCUGGAACAAGAGAAAAAGGUGAGAAUGGACCUUGAAAGAGCAAAGAGAAAGUUGGAGGGAGACUUGAAAUUGACCCAGGAGAGCCUAAUGGACCUGGAAAAUGACAAGCAGCAACUUGAAGAGCGUCUUAAAAAGAAAGACUUUGAAGUCAAUCAGCUCAACAAUAGAAUAGAGGAUGAACAGGCAAUUGGCAUUCAACUUCAAAAAAAGCUGAAGGAGCUUCAGGCUCGCAUUGAGGAACUGGAGGAGGAACUGGAAGCAGAGCGAGCUGCCAGAGCCAAGGUGGAGAAGCAGAGAGCUGACUUGGCCAGAGAGCUGGAGGAGAUCAGUGAGAGGCUGGAGGAGGCUGGUGGAGCAACCGUUGUUCAGAUUGAGAUGAACAAGAAGAGGGAGGCUGAGUUCCAGAAACUCCGCAGAGACCUUGAAGAGGCCACUCUGCAGCACGAAGCCACCGCUGCCACGCUCAGGAAGAAACAAGCUGACAGUGUGGCUGACCUGGGGGAGCAGAUUGAUAAUCUGCAGAGAGUCAAACAGAAACUGGAGAAGGAGAAGAGUGAGCUCAGACUGGAACUGGAUGAUGUGGUCUCCAACAUGGAACACAUAGUGAAGACAAAGACAAAUCUUGAGAAGACAUGCAGGACUUUGGAAGAUCAGAUGAGUGAAUACAAAACUAAAUUUGAAGAGGCUCAGCGAUGUAUCAAUGACUUCAAUAUGCAAAAAGCAAAGCUGCAAACAGAAAAUGGUGAGCUCUCAAGGCAACUAGAGGAAAAAGACUCCCUGGUGUCUCAACUUACGAGGGGAAAACUCUCCUACACUCAACAGAUUGAGGACCUAAAAAGACAACUGGAGGAAGAGACAAAGGCCAAGAAUGCGCUAGCACAUGCAGUGCAGUCUGCCCGCCAUGACUCUGACCUGCUGAGAGAGCAAUAUGAGGAGGAGCAGGAGGCUAAGGCUGAACUGCAGCGUGGCAUGUCAAAGGCUAACUCUGAGGUGGCUCAGUGGAGAACCAAGUAUGAAACGGAUGCCAUCCAGAGAACCGAGGAGCUGGAGGAGGCUAAGAAAAAGCUGGCUCAGCGUCUGCAGGAAGCUGAGGAGGCUGUUGAGGCAGUGAAUGCUAAAUGUUCCUCUCUGGAGAAGACUAAACACAGACUACAGAAUGAGAUUGAAGAUCUCAUGGUGGAUGUGGAAAGAUCUAAUGCUGCUGCUGCUGUCCUGGACAAGAAGCAAAGAAACUUUGACAAGGUCUUGUCUGAGUGGAAACAGAAGUAUGAGGAAUCACAGUGUGAGCUGGAAAGCUCCCAGAAAGAGGCCAGGUCUCUGAGCACUGAACUCUUCAAAUUGAAGAACUCCUAUGAAGAAUCUCUGGACCAUUUGGAGACGAUGAAAAGGGAGAACAAGAAUCUACAAGAGGAGAUAUCUGACCUUACUGAGCAACUUGGUGAGAGCGGAAAGAACAUCCAUGAACUGGAGAAACUAAGGAAACAAUUGGAACAAGAAAAGAGCGAGAUCCAAUCAGCUCUUGAGGAAGCUGAGGCUUCACUGGAGCAUGAAGAGGGAAAAAUUCUGAGAGCCCAGCUUGAGUUCAAUCAAGUUAAAGCUGAUAUUGAACGCAAACUAGCUGAGAAGGAUGAGGAGAUGGAACAGUGCAAGAGGAACUUGCAAAGGAACGUCGACACCCUCCAGAGCUCUCUUGAAGCUGAGUGUCGCAGCAGGAAUGAGGCCCUCCGCUUGAAAAAGAAGAUGGAAGGAGAUCUCAAUGAGAUGGAGAUUCAGCUAAGCCAAGCCAACAGGCAGGCAGCUGAGGCCCAGAAACAGCUUAAGACUAUUCAUGCUCAUCUUAAGGAUUCCCAAAUCCAACUGGAUGAGUCCCUACGAGCCAAUGAUGAUCUUAAGGAGAACAUUGCGAUCGUUGAGAGACGCAACAACUUACUUCAAGCAGAACUGGAGGAGUUGAGGUCUGCUCUCGAGCAAACUGAGAGAGGCCGAAAGCUUGCUGAGCAAGAGUUGUUGGAUGUCAGUGAGAGGGUGCAACUACUGCACUCACAGAAUACCAGCCUGAUAAACCAGAAGAAGAAGCUGGAGGGUGAUGCAUCCCAGCUUCAGUCAGAGGUGGAGGAGGCAGUGCAGGAGUGCAGGAACGCUGAAGAAAAGGCCAAGAAAGCCAUUACUGAUGCUGCCAUGAUGGCAGAGGAGCUGAAGAAAGAGCAGGACACUAGCGCUCACCUGGAGCGUAUGAAGAAGAACAUGGAGCAGACCAUCAAGGACCUGCAGCACCGCCUGGAUGAAGCUGAACAGAUUGCCAUGAAGGGAGGCAAGAAGCAAGUCCAGAAGCUCGAGGCCAGGGUCAGAGAGCUAGAGAAUGAAGUGGAGUCUGAGCAGAAGAAGAGCAGCGAGGCAAUCAAGGGAAUCCGUAAAUAUGAGAGACGCAUCAAGGAGCUCACAUACCAGACUGAGGAAGACCGUAAAAAUAUGGUCCGACUCCAGGAUCUGGUUGAUAAAUUGCAGCUGAAAGUCAAAGCCUACAAGAGAGCUGCUGAGGAGGCUGAGGAACAGGCCAACAGUAAUCUCACCAAGUUCCGUAAGCUGCAGCAUGAGCUGGACGAGGCUGAGGAAAGAGCUGACAUUGCCGAGUCUCAGGUCAACAAGCUGCGUGCCAAGAGCCGUGAUGUGGGGUCUAAGAAAGGGCUAGAUGAGGAGUGAAACUCACAGAUGGCCAUCUAAGACCUUUUGGGAUCUCCAGUGGUUUAACCCCCUCUGUCUCCAAAGUGAAUCUAUAGAAUAAAUUAAAU
This is a messenger RNA of Lampris incognitus (smalleye Pacific opah), 5909 nucleotides long. RefSeq names its product myosin-7. NCBI's taxonomy places the organism in Eukaryota, Metazoa, Chordata, Actinopteri, Lampriformes, Lampridae. Gene Ontology annotation, cellular component: myosin complex. The record is from RefSeq and is a predicted model, not a curated record. Bases 1 to 5820 code for a protein of 1939 amino acids. Gene Ontology annotation, molecular function: actin filament binding; cytoskeletal motor activity; ATP binding. The transcript has 37 exons.